Messenger RNA from Ruditapes philippinarum (Manila clam), 6712 nucleotides. Its product is annotated as protein RRP5 homolog. Gene Ontology annotation, cellular component: small-subunit processome; nucleolus; nucleus. Gene Ontology annotation, biological process: rRNA processing. Lineage: Eukaryota; Metazoa; Mollusca; Bivalvia; Venerida; Veneridae. The transcript has 42 exons. Gene Ontology annotation, molecular function: protein binding; RNA binding. The coding region runs from base 161 to 6136 and encodes 1991 amino acids. The record is from RefSeq and is a predicted model, not a curated record.
ACCAGUACCGUCCUACGACCGUUCGGAAUAUACCGGAAAAGACAGGAUUUAGACUAUUCACAAACAUGGCUGCCUCCAUCCAAAACGUGUUUUAAUCUUCUGAUUUGGCAAAUACUCAUAGCUACUUAGAGAUAAGAAAUAAUAACAUUCUAUUGCAAUAAUGGAAGAGGAAAAUUUCCCUAGAGGAGGUAUCAAGAAGGUUGAAGGAAAGAAACACAAAAAAGAAUACAGUUUGUUUCAGAGCCCACCAGAUGAUGUAGAGAAAAAAAAAGCAUCUAAAAGAAAGAGGAAAGGAGGGAAGAAUGAUGCUGGGCCAGAAGUUAAGAAAAAGCACAAAAUGGAAGGACAAGUGUCUGGUCAGGUGGGACAAGAGCAGCCACAGCACCUCACUAAAAAGUUGCUGUAUCCAGGAAUGAUGAUGCUUGGAUAUGUUAGACAGAUAAAGAACUAUGCUGUCAUGAUUGCCCUGCCUAAUGGCUUAUCAGGUGUUGUACCAAUAACUAACAUCUCACAGGCAUACUCAGAGAGUCUACAGAGAUUUUCAGAAGGUCAAAAUCAAAAUGCAGAGGGUAUCUGCACAUUGGCAGAGCUGUUUCAAGUUGGCAUGAUAGUGCCGUGCAAGUUGACAGAGUUGGAAAAAUCAGCAGAGAAUAAUAUGCUGACAUUGACCAUAAACCCGAAGGAUGUGAAUAGUGAUCUUUCAUCAGCCAGUCUUAGACAUGGAAUGUGUGUAUAUGGAAGUAUAUCAAGUGAAGAAGACCAUGGAUAUAUAGUUGAUAUUGGUGUGAAAGGCGUGCAGGCGUUCCUGAAGAAGAAAUAUGCAGCUAGAUAUAUACAACUCUAUAAUAAUGAUAAUGCACUACAUGUAGGCCAGUAUUUGAUGUGUAAGAUUCAGCUAAAGGGAGACAGAAUGUCAGUGUUGACAGGACAAAAUAGAGUGAUCAACGUUUCCAUAGAUCCACUAGAACUGAAAAAUAUCGAGAGUCCUGAAGACAGUGAAAUUCCUUUCACAUCUGUAGUACCUGGGAUGAAAAUGCAUGCCAAAGUUGAAAAGGUUGUAAAGAAUGAAGGGUUGAUCAUACAGUUUAACAAGUUUAGAGGGCUGAUACAUAAAUCACAUCUACCACGACAACCUGACAAGUACAACCAUGGUGACCAGAUCACAGGCAGUGUAUUAUUUAUACAUCCUCUAAUAAAGACAGUAACAUUGACUGCAUUACCACACCUUGUAGACUAUGUCGGGAUCCCACUAGGCAUAUUUGGUGAGCUCAAAGUUGGAGACACUAUAGAAGAAGCCAUAGUGAAGAGGACAGAAAAGAAAAGAGGUGUUUUCUUAAAUCUUCAAAAUGGUGUAACAGGAAUAGCUACAAUGUAUAACCUAAGUGAUGACACUGUAGAGAAUUUAGGUACAACCUUUAAGAAAGAUUCAGUUCACAGGUGUAGAGUGCUAGGAUUCUGGCCUAUGGAAGCUCUUGUUAUUGUAACAAUGAAGCAGAGUGUGUUGAAUGAAAAGUAUACAACUAUAUCAGAUAUACAACCAGGGGAGAUUGUUGAUGUUAAAGUAAAGAAAAUGGAGAAGAAAGGUAUAAGAGUUGAACUAUACAGGGGAGUUAAUGGAUGGAUACCCAAUAAUCAACUGGCAGACGUAACUCUUCAACAUCCUGAACACAAGUUUAAAGUUGAUGAUAAACUCAAGUGUAGGGUAUUGAGUGUAAACAAGAAAGAUUCAUCUGUAAUCUUGACUCACAAGAAAUCGCUGUUGACCAGUAAAUACCCAGUUAUCUCCAGUUUUAACAUGUUAGAGGUGGGACAGAUACUCGAGGGGUAUAUCUCGGCUAUUGAAAAAUGUGGAUGUUUUGUCAGAUUCUACAAUAAUGUUAUGGGAUUGGCUCCACGCUCGUUGUUGAGUUCCGAGCCUAUAGAACGCCCAGAGGAUGUGUUUUAUAAAGGUCAAGUUGUGAGGUGUAAAGUGGUUGAUGUUACACCUGCAAACAAAAAGUUUAAAUUGAGUUUUGUUCUUGAAGGUAAAACAGAGUUUGGCAAGAAAGGGAAGGAUUUGCCAAAGGACUUUCAAAUUGGCAAGAAAGAGAAAUGCAAAAUUCUGACAAAGACUGAAGAUGGGCUUGAUGUUAAGCUUAGCUCCUCCCAAAAGAAGGCGUUUAUUCCUAAGACACACCUAUCAGACUCCAUUGAACUGUGUGAUGCAUUAUGGGACGUGUACAAACCUGGAGAUGUUAUAGAGAAGGCAAUGUAUUGGAAUAAAUCCAGAUAUGCAAUAUUGACAUGUAAACCUUGCCUUCUGUCAUCUGCUGAAAACAAAGAUGAAUUUGUGACAUCAUUUGCUCCACUCAAGCCAGGGAUAAUGUUACCAGGGGUUGUUAAGAAUAUAAUGCCAUAUGGUAUCUUUGUGGAGUUUCCUGGUGGUUUAUUUGGGCUGGUUCCCUUACAGUAUGCUUUGGAUGUAAAAGUACCAGAUGUUAAGACAUUUUACCAGCCUGGACAAACUGUUGUAGCAAAGAUUAUAGAGGUGAACAGUGAGAAGAAAAGGUUUCUGGCUUCACUCAGAAUGCAAGAUUGUUACUAUGGUAACACACAAGUUGGACUUGAUUUGACAUGGAACUACCUUAAGGAAAGAGAAAGACUGUUUGAAUCAUUACAAAAUUCUGAAGAAAAAGGAAAUCUGGCACAAAUUAAGAUUGGUAGCAUCCACAAAGUUACUGUAAUCAAAAUGACAAGAAUAGGUGCUGUGUGUGAGUUAAAGAAUGGUAUCAAAGCUAUUGUUACUAGUGACAAUAUAAAUGAAAAGCAGAAAGUUGGAGUGGGUAAAACAUUUGACAGUGUAGUGUUGUAUGUAGACUUGAAACAAAACUGUGUAGAAGUUUCUAUAGAUACUAAAAUUGUUCCUCAUGUUAAAGAAAGGAUUGAAAGUGAAGACAUGGAAAAGGCAAAAUUAGGUGAGGUAUAUCAGUCGUGGGUAGUCCUGAUUAAAGAGGACUUUGUCAUAGUUAGACUUACAAACCAGGCCAGAGGGCAGCUGGCCUUCUUACCUGCUAAAAGGCACUGGAAUGAUGUACUGGAGAGACAUCAGUAUAAUGUGGGACAGAAAAACAAGGUACAGAUUAAAAGGAUUGAGGGAGAUAUGAUACUGGCCUCACUAAAGGUACAUGAAGAUAAAGAACUAGAGGAUGAAGAAAAAAUAUCAUAUAUACCGACACAUAAACUUCAGAUUGGAGACAGAUUUGAUGCUACUGUUCGGAAGAUGUACAAAGAUCAGAUUUACAUCAAUGUGUGUGGGACGUAUGGAAGAGUGUUUGUCACGGAGAUGUCUGAUGAAGUUGUUGAUGGAAGCUGUCCACCAUUAAGAAUGCAGAAACGUGAACAUGUAAAAGUACGCAUUAUUGGAUUUAGAGAUCACAAGUCAAAGGCGUAUUUGCCAAUAUCGCACCCAAAAACAAAGAAUGCUAUGCCAGAUUGUUCGAUGAAGCCGAGUGUUCUUGCUCUAGACAAACUUCCAGAUGAUUAUAUCUGUUCAGGUGACAAAUAUAGCAUAGGGGAAAAAGUAGUAGCUUCUGUGAUUACGUUUUCUAAUGGCUACCUACAUACAAAGAUAUCACCACGUGUUCGAGGCAGAGUUUAUCUUCUCAAUUUGUCUACAAGUUUAGAAAUGUUAAGAAACCCAACUAAACAUUUCAAGAAUGGUCAGGUAUACAAUGCAACUGUUAUACAAAAGGUGUCAUCUGGUGAAGUUGAAUUAUCGUUUCUAGAGGCUCCUCUCAAAGAGUUAUGUCCUGGUGUUGAGGUGCGGGCAGUUGUGUUUUGUGUAACAAAAAGUUUUGGGAUGGUGGUUCGGCUGACUGAUAAUAUACGAGGCACGUUAGACAUAACUGACAUGUCAGAUAACUAUGAAAACCUCCCUCUACAAGGAUACAAGAAAGGGGACAUAGUGACUGUACGCAUUCUGAAAGUAGAUAAAUUCAACAAACAAGCUGUUGUUACCAUGAGGCCUGAUGAGACUAACAAUAAGCCAGUAGACCGGAGGAUAGAACGUAUGGCUGAUUUGAAGAUAGGAGAGUUUAUCCGAGGCUAUGUAGUGGCAGUGGCCAACAAGGGUAUAACAGUAAGACUUGGUGUUAAAAUGACUGUUGUGUUACCUCCUGAUUGUAUAGUGAAAGGAAAAUAUGUCAACUUAGACUUAAUGAAGGAAAAUUUUGAAAUAGACAGUGUCAUUAAACUGAAAUUUCUUGGAUUUGAUGACAGAAAUACUGCAAAAUGGUCAGUUCAUCACGAUACAGAUUUUCCUGAGGAGUGCCUUUCUGACAGACCGUUCUCUAAUGAACCGUUCUCUAAUGAAAUUAGCAGAAACAGAUCCAUUUCAAAUUCAUCAGCUGACUCUGAAGCUACCAAAAGUAAGAGAACUAAACUGAAAAACAUGGAAACAGCAAGUGAUAUUGAUGAAACUAUUGAACUAGAGAUAGGUGGUUUAGAAAGAAUGGACGAUGGUAACUUAGAUGAAAGGGACAGUGUUACAAAUAGUUCAGUUGUGAGUGAAGCUACUACAAGUUUGAGUGAUUGUUUAGAAGGAAAAAUAAACAAAGAUUGGGAUAGUCUGAAUAGAUCUGUGUCUGAUAGUGAUUUCAGCAUAGAUGCUAGUGAUGAUGAUGAUGAUAAUGAUGUGGAAGACAAGGAGGAAGGAGAUGAUGAGAAUGUGAUUGAUAGUGAAUCUAAAGACAAUAAUAAAAACACAGGGAAAAAUAAAAGAACUAGGAAAAAGUCUAGAAGUGAAAAUAUGUUAGAAGAAACAAAGACUACAGUAAAUGCUAGUGAAACCAUAGGAGAUGAUAAUGCAAAGUUAGAUAUUGUAGAAGAUUCAGAUACAGAAGCAAAUCUUCAGAUUAAAGAAAGAUUAACUAGAAAACUGUCUGAAAAAGCAAAGGAGAUUCAGAAUGAAGGUUCUAGUGUAGAUAAGAGCACCAGAAAGAGGAAGGUACGAGGGGAUAGAAAACAGUCCGGAUCUGAGAGUGAGUCAACUAGAUCAAAGGUUAAAAAGGUGGAAGACUCUGAUAGUGAAGAUGAUGUUAAAAUCGUAACCAAGUCUGAUUUGCAGGUGUCUGAAAAGCCUGUUCUAGAUUUAGGACAAGGAUUUAGCUGGGAUACAGAGUUUAAGUUGCCAUCACAGAAACAAGAGGAUAUUAGUUCUGAUGAUUCAGCUGAUGAGGAUUCUCAGAAGCAAGUGAAAAAAUCCAAGGAACAAAUACGUGAAGAAAAAAUAGAAGAAGAAAAAAGAAUAUAUAGGGUGAAGAUGCAACGUUUAGAAGGUGAGAUACAACCUGAGACAGCAGACGACUUUGAUAGACUGGUUCUACAAUCUCCUAACAGUUCUCUUGUCUGGUUACGUUACAUGGCUUUCCAUUUAGAGACAACAGAAAUAGACAAGGCCAGGGCUGUAGCGGAGAGGGCAUUGAAAACCAUCUCUUUUAGAGAAGAACAGGAAAAGUUGAAUGUUUGGGUGGCAUAUUUGAACCUAGAGAACAUGUAUGGUACAUCAACAACGGUGACAAAGGUGUUAACUCGUGCAGCACAGCAGAAUGAUCAGAUCACAGUGUAUCUACAGAUGAUCACUAUAUAUGUCAAGUCGGGAAAAAAUGAGGAUGCUGAGCAGUUAUUUAACACUCUGGUGAAGAAACACAGUGGUAAUAAAGAUGUGUGGAUCAAGUUUGGAGAGUUCUACUUCCAACAGGGUCGUUUAGAAUCUGCUCGUAAACUGUUACAACGAUGCCUGAAAAGUCUGGAAAUGAGACAACAUGUAGAUGUAAUAGUGAAGUUUGCUCAGAUGGAAUUUAAGCAUGGAGAACCCGAGAGGGGUAAAACUAUGUUUGAGAACACAUUAAGUACCUACCCAAAACGUACAGACCUCUGGUCAGUUUAUAUUGAUAUGGUCACUAAGAUUGGAGAAUUUGAUUCUGCCAGAUCUAUAUACAACAGGGUGAUUGAACAUAAAAUGGCUGCAAAGAAAAUGAAAUUUUUCUUCAAGAAAUAUCUUCAAUUUGAGGAGAGAUAUGGGUCAGAGGAUAAUGUUGCUGAAGUAAAGAGGAAGGCAUUACAAUAUGUGGAAUCACAGGGGUUUGUGGAUGAAUGAAUAAAUGUGUACAGUCUGUGAAAGACCACCAGAUUUUGCAUAGAAAUGAAGUUUUAGGGUUGUUGGUUAUUAAUGUAUAAAUUAUGAGAUUUUGUUGACAUAAAGUUUUAACUUGAAUGAAUUGAAAAAUAGAUUUAAUGUUGACAUUUUCAUUAGAUAUUAUAUAAGAAUUUUAAGAAAAUGUAUGUGAUUUGAAGAGCAAAAAUUAAUUUUAUGAAUAUGUAGAUGGUGUGUAAUGUUACACUCUUCAGUGAAUAUAUUAUAUAGUGGUUAAUAACGCCCUGCACUACAUGAACGAAAGGCUUUGUGACAAAACAGGAUGUACAGCAUGUCAAAUGAUGUUGUGUGAAUCAUAUUAAAAUUGUAUACUGAUAUAAUAUUAUAAACAUGAUAUUAUAUCAGGGCAGAACUUUAAACAUUUAAAGAUAAAUGAAUGUUUCCUGUAAUGUUAUUGAAGAUACAGAAGUUUUAAUGAUUGUAUAUAAGUGUUUAUAUCUCGGUGGUAAACUUUAUUGUUGUCUGUUUAUUAGAUGAUUUAAAACAAAAAGAAGCCAAUAAAUGAAUUAUAUACAAUAA